This is a messenger RNA of Diorhabda carinulata, 3802 nucleotides long. It is a transcript of the gene Prp39, whose product is annotated as pre-mRNA-processing factor 39. The record is from RefSeq and is a predicted model, not a curated record. Gene Ontology annotation, molecular function: protein binding. The transcript has 11 exons. Gene Ontology annotation, cellular component: commitment complex; U1 snRNP; U2-type prespliceosome. Gene Ontology annotation, biological process: mRNA 5'-splice site recognition; RNA processing. NCBI's taxonomy places the organism in Eukaryota, Metazoa, Arthropoda, Insecta, Coleoptera, Chrysomelidae. The coding region runs from base 203 to 3439 and encodes 1078 amino acids.
UGUAUUGGUACCACUGUUUUACACCACUAAAGUCGCCAUUUUGAACAAAAGCUUGUAUUUCUGUUGCCGCUGUAGUGAUUGUUCAUUUUUUAAAUAAAAAUAUAAUAAAACUUGAUAGUUAUAGUUCCUUCUUUGAUAGUGUUAUAUUAAACCUCCAAUCUAAUUAAAAAGUUUAUUUUAAACCCAGUUCUCAAUUGUUAAAAUGGAAGAUGGUGACGAUACUACUACUUCUACUCCUGCACGAAGAACUCGAUCAGGAGCUGCUAAAUCUGCUGCAGCAGCAAAGGUCUCUACUCCAGCACCCAAAUCGUCUAGACAAAAACCUUGUCCAUUAUCCAAAAAGACACGCAAGAAAGUAGUACUUAUGGAAGUAGAAGUUUCGGAUGAUGAAGAGGAAGAUUGCAAUGUAGAAAAAAAAGAUAAGGUUAACAAACAAGAAAGUGAUUUGCUUGAACAAAAAACUGAAAAAGUGGAGGCUGCAAAAACAACAGAAGAUGAAAGUGUUAAGGAAGAAAAAUCAAAUGAUGAAAAUAUUGAAAUAAAUGGAAGUGACAAUAAUAGUACUCUAAAAGACACUGCCGAAAAAGAACGGGAUAAUAAUCUGGUACUAAAUGAUGUAGUUAUGUCAGAAGUUGAUCAAGAAAAAUCCAAAUCAGAAAAUAUGGAAAAUUCUGAGAGUGUUGAAAAACUUUCUGGUGAUAUUGAAUCAGAAACCAUGGAUGUUGAGACUAAAGCUGUAGUUGAACAAAGAAGUGAAAUAAAGACAUCAGUUGAACAUAAACAUGAAGUUAGAGAUGGAUCUAAGACUGCAGUUCAACCAGAGCAAAGAAAGACUGUUGAAAACAAAGAUAAAACUGAUAAUAUAGCAAAAAAUAAAAAUGAAGAUACUGCUUCAAAGGAACUCAAAAAUAAAUGUGGAAAUACAAAUGUGGAAGAAAAACAAGAAACUGCAGUUGAAACUAGUGAUACAACAGAAUCUAAUGGAACUGAAGAAAUUUCAGAAGAACCUUUGGCAAAGAAAAUAAGACUAGAAGAAGAGGCAGACAAAGUAGGUAUUGAGGAAAUGAGACUAGAGGAAAAAAUGAUAAGAGAUGAAGUGAAAUCAGAAAAAACUGAUGUGAAACCUAAAGAAAUUCAAGGUGAAGAAUUAAAACUGGCCAUCAAUGUGGAAGAAACUGAAGAAAAGAAAGAAAUUGAAGAUGAGAAAAAUGCAAGUAAAGAAAAAGUAGAAAGUGACAAAGCUGAUCCAGAUGCUGAAAAUAUUUCUGAAGAUGAGCUCCCAACAGUUCAAGCUGUGAAGGUUCCAGAAGCAGAAGAAGUGUCUGAUGAAGAAUUGCCAGGUCCUAAAAGAGCAGAACUUCCUGCAGAUACAGAGGUUGUUUCGGAAGACGAACUUCCAACAGUUAAAGUUGACACUAAAAAAGAAAACAACAAAAGAAAGCACAAUGAAACUGAUUAUGAUCCCGGUUCACCUACUUCGGAAAAUGAAUCACCUACAAAAAAACAAUCAGUUGACACUACCAUUGAGAAAGAGAAAGAAGAAAAACCAAAACCGAAAAAAUUGCCAGAACUGGAUAAAUAUUGGAAAGCAGUUAAUGAUGAUCCAACCGAUUUCACAGGAUGGACUUAUUUAUUACAAUAUGUGGACCAAGAAAAUGAUAUGGAAGCUGCUAGAGAGGCUUAUGAUGCCUUCUUGUCUCAUUAUCCAUAUUGUUAUGGUUAUUGGCGGAAAUAUGCAGAUUAUGAAAAAAGAAAGGGCAAUAAAAAGAAAUGUGAAGAGGUAUUCGAACGAGGACUAAAGGCGAUACCUUUAUCAGUCGACCUCUGGAUCCAUUAUUUAACCUACGUAAAAACGACUAGAACGGAAGAUGAAGACUUUAUUAGAUCUCAAUUCGAGAGAGCCCUGCUAGCGUGUGGACUGGAAUUUAGAUCCGACAGAUUGUGGGAUUCCUAUAUCAAAUGGGAAACCGAAGGAAAAAGAUUACAGAAAGUUACGGCUUUAUAUGACAAAUUACUUGCUAUCCCUACUCAAGGAUAUGUUGCACAUUUCGACAAUUUCCAAGAGCAUAUCACUUCGAACGCGCCAAACAAAGUAUUAGAUGUAGACGAAUUUCUUGCUUUGCGCAAGGAAGUUAGACAGCAACUCAAACAUGACGUCGCUACCGAUUCCCCUGCAGCUGAUAGUGACGCUCCGCCCGGUGACGAAGACCAAACAAAAGUUAUUAGUUCCGAUGAGGAAACAAAAGCGCUAAGAGAAAGAAUCAUUUCGAUACGCAGAAAACUCCAUAAAAAUACAGUAAAUGCAGUCACUGCACGAUGGAAUUAUGAAGAAGGGAUAAAAAGGCCAUACUUCCAUGUUAAACCAUUGGAAAGAUGUCAACUCAAAAACUGGCAGGACUAUUUAGAUUAUGAAACUGAACAGGGAGACAGAGGAAGAAUAAUAGUGUUAUUUGAAAGAUGUCUCAUCGCCUGUGCCCUAUAUGAAGAAUUUUGGUUAAAGUUUGUGAAUUACUUGGAGAAUUUAAAAGACCCAGAACUUAUACCUAAAAUAAGAGAUGUUUAUGAACGCGCUUGCACCAUCCAUCAUUUAAAAAAACCUAAUCUUCAUCUCCAGUGGGCGAUGUUUGAAGAGUAUGUUGAUAAUCCUAAUAGAUCAGCUGAAAUAUUGGUUAAUUUAGAAAAGUCCGUACCUAACGUAUUACAAAUUGCAUAUAGAAGAAUAAAUUUGGAAAGACGUCGAGGAGAUACUGAGAAAUGUUGUCAACUGUAUGAACAUUACAUAAAUACUUCAAAGAACAAAAUAAUCGCUAGUAGUAUUGCUAUUAAAUAUUCUAGGUUUACAUAUAUGAUUAUUAAGGACCUCGAAAAAGCACACGCAAUAUUAAAAUCUGCGAUUGUUAAAGAUCGAAAUAAUCCAAGGCUUUAUCUGCAGCUUAUCGAUCUUACUUUACAGAAGCCGGGCGUCACUGAAAAAGAGGUUACAGAAGUGAUAGAUUUAUUUUUAAAUAAAGAAAGUACAGAUCCUGAGCAGAAAAUUUUGUUUGCUCAAAGGAAGUUGGAAUACUUGGAAGAUUUCGGUACAGAUAUCAAAUCUGUCCAAGAAGCUCACGAUCAAUAUAUGAAAUUGAUGAAAUUGACAAAGGAUGCGUUGAAGAAAAAAGAAACAAAAGCAGAUGCCACAACAGCUUCAUCAAAGGCAAAAGAAACUAAAACAGCAACAACGAUUUCUCAGUCAAGCUCUUACAGUAGUUAUGGUACAUAUGGUAAUUCAUCUAGCCAACCUCCAUACCCUCCUUACUCUGGAAGUCAACAAGGUCCAAAUUAUUAUCCUCAAUAUGGACAAGGUGAUCAAUACCAAUAUCAAAACUGGCAGUAUCCUCAGGGAAAUUACGCAGGCUAUAACCAGUGGGGUAGUUAUGGUAGUGGGUAUGGAUACUAGUUACCAGAAGAAAUUCUAGCUGUAUCUUUAAAAAAUUUUAAUCGAAAGUCACGUCGAUAACAUUGUAUUGUCGUAAUUUUACAAGAAAACUCUAAUUAAUUUUAAGUAACUUGGGAUUAUUUUUGGCGUUAAACGUAAAUUCUUUAUUUGAUGUUUUAUUUUUCAAUAUUUUCAGAUAAUGUGACACCAUAAAACUAAUUCUUCGGUUGCAUGUAGAUAUUUGUGAAUAUUAAUUGAAAAAACUUCAACUGCAAUCGUGCGUAAACUGUAAUUGAUCUUAUUCAAAUGUAGAGUUACAUUUUGUAUGUUAUUUUUUAAUUUUUAGAUCGCCCAUUUUGUGUCUUAAUAAACGCAUAAAAAUUA